ACCGUUCAUGGUCAAAGUAUCGCAAUACGAUUGGUUUAGUUAUACAGGUUGAUAACACAAGGACCGCGGCAUUAUUGUGGACUGGCGCCGCCGCCGGCUUUCCGAUUAAAAGCAAUUCGAACCUCUCUACGAGGCGCGGGGUGUUUAGUCAAGCCAAUAGCUUUGAGCUACGGACACAUCUGACCUGCUCGAACUUCUCGAAGAGCCUCUCAACGAACCUUCGCUGUCUUCAAGGCUGCUACAACUGUGAAGUAUUUCAUUUUUAUCUGUGUACUUUCCCCAUGGUCGAAGUCCUUGGCGCUGGCGACUCCGACAAUGCUGGCAAUUUGCAGGACACCAGCAUGCAUUAUUUGCUACCCCUUACCUUAGCUUCAGCGCUUUUGCGAUCAGAGCAAGAUGUCUUAGCGACCAGCGAUAGCACUGCUGUGGGUGGGACUGAAAAGGCGAACGAUGAUGCCGACAAAACAAUACUGGUCACAGACUUGGCUCAUCUUGGUACUUCCUUGCAGCGCAGCCUACCUGCCACGCUUUCCGGGCGCCUCGAUUUCUCCGCUGAAAAGAAAGUCGACCUGACUGACGCUCUCUACCAGUCCAUGCGAUUUAGAUCUCCAGAAACUGCACAUAAACUUGACCUCAAGCGCCGACAAAAGCAUGUAGCCAAAUGGUGGCGUAUAGGCUUAGUUGAUGAGAACGAGGUUGCAGAGAUAAGGCUGAAGCAGCGGAGCGAGUCUCUCAGUAGUGUCAGCGAGGUGUCCAUUCAGCUAGAUCAGGUCAAAUAUAUAGGGCACGAAGAUAUGGACCAGCCACAGAGAGCACCAAGCCUAGCGGACGAGAAGGGAAAACAAGAGACACCCGUCUGUGCUGGGAGAAGUUGUUGGGUAAGGACGCUAGCCACAGAGGAGUUGACAGAGGAAGAGAAGGAAGCUACGGAAAAGGAGAGCGAAGAGGAAGAGCAGGCCUCAGGUGGUCACCUGGUACAACAUCAAUGGUUGAUGGAUCUGAUGUCCUGCGGCCGACCUGAAGACCCAUCGCUGGACGGCUCAUUGCCUAAGGGAGGCAUGCUCAUUCAAUCAAGACGUUUACUCUAUCGGCCACUUGAGAGAGGCCAUACGCGAGUGUUGAGAAUCCUACCUGGCGAACUCCACGAGUCCAUCCGCGCUGAUCUAUUAAGGAUGCGCCUUGGACCCAACGACGGAUCCAAUGAGACUGGGACGGCUGCUCAAAACUUCUACGCCGGGGGGUACGACGCUCUCUCUUACUGCUGGGGUACCUCUCCUGCGACAGUUUUCAUAGCUCUCAGCGGUCUCGACCAUGCCAUUACUCCAAACCUCCAUUCUGCCCUUCGACGUCUUCGCUCCACGACUGCUCCCCGUUACCUUUGGGUCGAUGCUCUAUGUAUUGACCAAGAGAAAGACAUUGAGAAAGGUAUCCAGGUAACUAAUAUGCUUUCCAUUUAUCAGUCUGCGUCAUCCGUGGUGAUUUGGCUGGCCGAGCUCAACGACACGCCCCAAGUGGGACCGUCUACCAUGGCCCUUCUCCAGGCACUUGACAGGUCUUUGUAUCGUGAACUUCUCUUUGAGCGUUCUCAUGGUCCUAGAUGCCUGGCUCUCUUACACAUCGCGUUUGAUGGCCUCCUGGCCCUUCUCGCCCGGCGCUGGUUUCGUCGUACUUGGGUUAGGCAAGAGCUUGCCGCAGCAAAGAGCGUCUCUGUUAAGCUAGGCGAACAUUCGCUAUCCUGGCGAUCCAUAAAGCGCGCUACAAAUCGUCUGUAUCGUCUGGUUCGGCUGCUGGAGACAGCUGGCAAGACUGUUGCAACCAACUACCCCGAACAUAAUCUCCAGUACUUGAAGAAGAGCUGGCGAUACGGAGAUGCCAUCAUGAGUGCGGUAUGCGAGCCCGGUAGUAUAUACUACUUCCACGGCGGCGGCUUGCUAGACCUUCUGAUGACAGGAACCAUCUUCGAAGCCACGAAUCCGCGCGAUCGUAUCCAUGGCAUCUUGGGGCUGGCCAAAGAACCGAUCGAGGGUGGACCUACCAUGGCGGACGUCAGCGAAGAAACGAAAACAGACAGAGACUCAGCUCCAUGUCCACUGUUCCAGAUCGACUAUAGCAAGACCGUCAGCGCCGUCUUCCAGCAUCUGGCCAAGUACAUCAUCAACCGCGACCAGAAUCUCGACGUGCUGGUACUCCUUCCGACAUACCGCCACCCCGAGAUCUCUGCCGACCUGCCGACCUGGACGCCAGACUGGCGCGUCUCGCCAUCUGAGGAGGCCUUAAAAGCCUGUCGGGAAGCACUGCUGACCCAAGUCUUUGCAUCGGGUUGCACACGUGCGGUGGCACAAGACCUGACAAGCGAAGGUCCGCUCAAGGUGCACGCAAUGCUAAUCGAUGUGCUAGACAAAGGCAUGGGUAUCGCCACUUUUGGGUACCAGCAUGUCCAUUCGGAUGAAAAGAUGCAGCUGCAGGCGGUGCGAGAGGAGGGAGUCGAGAUGGAGCGCGAGGUCUGGGAAGGUGAGGCAGGGAACAUGUUGCUAGUGCCCGGGACAGCGAAGAAGGGUGAUAUGGUGGUGUUGCUGUUUGGAGCUAGAACUCUGUUUGUUCUCCGGGGCAGCGAGAAGGUGGCGCAUGUGGAGUUAGCAGAUGGUCAUAUGGUUACAGCACCGUGCCAUGAGCUUGUGGGGCCGGAGUGGGGACGAGAAUUAAUGAGGGGAGAAGCGUUCUCGAAGCUCUCUGAGAAAGAGGGGGACGAGCGACUUGAAGAAGUCUUUCUGGUAUGAAAUUCUGGUACGAGUCAGCCCAGCCGCCACUGUCAAUGUGAUCAAGAGUGUUUAGCUUAGAUAUUUUGAGAAUUACGAGUUGGAUUUGAUGCUGGCUUGAAGCUCGGAAAUCUCGCGCGCGACCAUAUACUCCUCCUCCUGAUUUGUACUCUAGCUGAGGGCAUAUCGAAACACUAGCUCGCGGAAGUCUUGUCGAACAGUAACUUACAAGGGAUCUAGUCCCUUGCAAAAUCAAGAACUAAUCCACCAGAAUCACUACUUGUCUUUAGUCUCGAGCUCUUUCUUAACGUGCUGAUAUGACCCUUUUAUAUAUAGUAGCGAAAUGAGAGAUUGGUGGUGGAACUGUAAUAAACGAACUCUUUUUCGUCAUAAAAAGAGACUCUUUACAAAUCAGACGCGAGAGCGACUGUAGAAAUAUGUUUUUGGAAUAGAAAAGCUUUAGAAUCUCUGGGAG
Molecule: messenger RNA, 3231 nt
Organism: Cadophora gregata
Lineage: Eukaryota; Fungi; Ascomycota; Leotiomycetes; Helotiales; Ploettnerulaceae
Exons: 2
Coding region: 282-2777 (831 amino acids)
Source: RefSeq, a predicted model, not a curated record